Molecule: messenger RNA, 2203 nt
Organism: Owenia fusiformis
Lineage: Eukaryota; Metazoa; Annelida; Polychaeta; Sabellida; Oweniidae
Source: the annotation of a GenBank genome assembly
CAUAGACAACAGGUCAAAGGAAUAUAUUAUUGGAUAACACCUUGAUGCUACAUACAUUAUGAUGAAUUUCAUGUGGUCAAUUUUGUUAUUAAGUACUAGCAUUUGGUUGGUGUCUAAUGUUGAGGCCAAAAAGUCUAAAAAGGAAGGAUGCAUUUCCAAUGGAGACAUUAACAAUUUCAAAGCUGACAUCCACACUGAGUUUGAUGCAUUAAAGAAUGAUGUAUCUGAGUUGAAGGAAGAUGUGGCAAGGAUUGCAGCUUACAUUGGAGAGAAGGACCAUCAGAAUGAGUUAAAAGAAUUGAGGAAAGAUGUGAACGAUAUGAAAGAAAGGAUGAUGAAGGGGAUGGAAGAGCUACUGACUUGUGUGAAUAUAGGCACAGGCCAAGUGAUGUGGGGAGACUGGAACGACUGGAGCUUGUGUGACAAGAAUCUAUGUAACAUAAUUCAUAGAGAGAGACUUUGUUUGAGUGAAGGAGGUAGGGCGCUGGACCCCUCACAUUGUAGCAAACUUGCUGGUGAACAUAUCCAAUCAAAACAAUGCUGUAAAGAACUCCAGGGGAUUGACAAGAAAACAUUCUAUGAGAAUAUAUACAAGAAAACUGAUGAUCCACUUCCUAGCGUGUAUGUGAAGGCUACAGGCUCUAAUGUUAAAGUAUAUGAGAGAAAAAAGCUAUCCUGGGUUGUAUCUCUGAAGUUUAUGAAGACAUCACCAAAUGGAAAAUCGGAACAUAUCUGUGGAGGUGUCAUUCUGAGUAACAUAUGGGUUAUCACAGCUGCUCAUUGUAUUUGUGAUAAAUACACUGCUUGCUGUGAUGAAGAAAACAAAGUCAUAUGCAAUAUGAGCAAGUGGAAGAUCACAGCCGGUGAAUGGAGGUUGGGUGCCACUAGUAAAACAGAACAGCACAGAGAUGUGGAACACAUAGUUGUACAUAAUCAGUUUUCCGAUGAGCUCAACUACAGAAUGGACAUAGCACUUAUCAAACUGAGCUCCAGUUUAGACUUCAUGGACAACCCAUAUGUUCAGCCCAGCCUUCUUCCUGCUAGGAGCUGUCGAAGAGCCUCUGGUGGGAAAUGCAUAGAGACUCACAAAGAUUGGGCUCAGCAGGUUGAUUGCUUUACAACUGGUUGGGGAGUAGGUAACAAAGGUCAGGUACAAGACAAAGGCCAUACUGUCAAGGUGAGGAUUAAGGACUAUGUUUCACAAAAUACUGUCAUUGGAUCAGAGAGAAUACGUGGUGAGAAAAUAGUUUGUUUGGGAUACAGUGGAAGCCCAUUGAUGUGCAACAUCAACACAACGGCAAUGGAGUUCAUUCCUCCACAGGAUAUGGUGGUACUUGGGCUGAACAGUCUCAUAUAUCCAUCUGGAUGUGACAAACAGGCAAAGAACUACACACAAACAGAUCUUAUCUACCACAUGGAGUGGAUCUCAGACACUGUAAUGGAUUGGAUCCCAUGGGGCUCAUGGAGUAAAUGUUCAAAAGGAAACAAGAGACAUCGGUUAAGAUCUGGAUUUUUUCCUGAAUAUGGCUACCUGCAGGGUGAUGGGCCACUAUACCAGAAUUACAAUGGGGACCGUUUUAAGAUUGAUGAGGCCAGUUGUGAAGGUUCAACUACAACUGGCUCAGUCACAGUAGCUCCAACCAUGGCUUCAACUACAACAGUGCCUUCAACAACAAUGGAAGACCCCUUAGCUCCCUACACUGCAAGGAUAGGCGAUUGUCAGGGCAAUGACUUAGAUGGAGGAUUCAACGCAACCUUACAUGAAUGUGCCCAACUGUGCACCAGAAAGGGACAAUGUGUUGGAUUUGUUUACAAUAGAAAUCCAAUAUUUAAUGAAGAAUGCUGGCUGAAACAAAAGACUUGUCUAACACCAACUAUUACACGGUUUCCAAACACAAUGGUGUAUGAUAAAACACUUGUUAUACUGGAGCAAACUUAAAAGGAUGCAUUUACAGAAGAGUUCUUAAAGAUGAAUAUUCCAAAGUCUGUUGUCCUCUUAUUACAAGGUCAUGAUUUCCAUGGCUACAACAAUGGAUUUAGGAAUAUUCAUCCGCUAAGAACUGACAAAUUUGCUGGUGAUGUACAUCAGGUUGACAAGAUGUUUCACAAUUUGAAAACAGGUCAUAAAAAUAAUUAUUAAACGGCAACUCCACAGAGUAGCAAAUCCCAACAAACAAAAUAUUCAUGAUUCCAUAAAUCUGUG